This is a messenger RNA of Papilio machaon (common yellow swallowtail), 804 nucleotides long. RefSeq names its product histone H2A. Gene Ontology annotation, molecular function: structural constituent of chromatin; DNA binding; protein heterodimerization activity. The transcript has a single exon. The record is from RefSeq and is a predicted model, not a curated record. Gene Ontology annotation, cellular component: nucleosome. Bases 177 to 551 code for a protein of 124 amino acids. NCBI's taxonomy places the organism in Eukaryota, Metazoa, Arthropoda, Insecta, Lepidoptera, Papilionidae.
AUUCUACGUAUAAUUGAUCCAAUUCAUACGGCGUGUGCUGCUUAAACCCCCCUUCGCUUUGGUACGUCUCGUCGGAUAUAAGAGUAAAAUUUUCUAAAAUUUCGCGUGCACUUCGUACAAUCGUACGACGACGUUUAAUAGUUGUUUUCAUUGACGGUUAUUAUCAAAAAAAUAUAAUGUCUGGACGCGGCAAAGGUGGCAAAGUUAAGGGGAAGGCAAAGUCUCGUUCGAAUCGUGCCGGUCUCCAGUUCCCGGUAGGUCGUAUACACAGAUUGCUGCGUAAGGGCAAUUACGCGGAGCGUGUCGGUGCCGGUGCUCCCGUCUAUCUCGCUGCGGUUAUGGAAUAUCUCGCUGCUGAAGUUCUCGAGUUGGCCGGCAAUGCGGCUCGCGACAACAAGAAGACAAGAAUCAUUCCCCGACAUCUGCAGCUCGCCAUCCGCAACGACGAAGAAUUGAACAAACUUCUAUCCGGAGUGACCAUCGCGCAGGGCGGUGUGCUACCUAAUAUUCAGGCAGUCCUCUUGCCCAAGAAGACCGAGAAGAAGGCUUAAGAUGGUGAACAAAGAAAACUAGCGGCGGCGCGACCUAUUAUACCACCAAUGAAGAAAGGAAGAAAGAUUAUGCGUGAUGUGUGUUUUCUACGCACACGUAUCAUAUCUAUGCUUUCCUUUUAUUUAAUUGAUGACUAAAAGGCCCUUUUGAGGGCCGCAAAUAUAUUCGAUGCAACGCUAAUUGCAGUUUCUUGUUACGAUGGAUUAAUGAACGUCUUAUAAAUUGAUAAUACAUAAUUAUAAUAUUUCAUAU